Mangifera indica (mango) is the source of this 1851-nucleotide messenger RNA. Its product is annotated as homeobox-leucine zipper protein ROC2-like. The record is from RefSeq and is a predicted model, not a curated record. Lineage: Eukaryota; Viridiplantae; Streptophyta; Magnoliopsida; Sapindales; Anacardiaceae. Gene Ontology annotation, molecular function: lipid binding. The coding region runs from base 243 to 1700 and encodes 485 amino acids. The transcript has 9 exons.
UGCCCGCGGUCUGGAGAUUGAAACGUUAAAAACACGUCACUCAAAAUUUUCAUACGGCGGGAAACAGAGACAGAAACCAACUAUAACUCCAAAGUCCAGACCAAUCUCUGUCUGCACAAUUGGUUAUUCAAUUUUACUGAAAAUCAUCUCGAGAAGGGUUUGGACUAUCUUCUCAGAAUAUUUCCUAGCAGACUGAUAACUCCACUUGCUGUAAAAAUCAGUGUGCAACUUAGACCAUUGUUAUGUCUCUCAAUAUUAAAAGCACAUUGGUGAACAGUGAGUUCCUACAACUACAAGAGGCAAAUAAUUUUGUCAAAGCAGCUUACAAGGAACUUAUGACAAUGGCUUAUGAAGCAAAAACUUGGGUUGUUGGAACACCAGCAGUUGGUUCAGUUGAAGAUUUCCUUUCGAUAUUCCAAAGUUCGCCUCCAUCUGGAAUGAGAGCUGAGUGUUCCAUUGAAAGUGCUUUUCUUCCAAUUUCUCCAGGAAAUUUGAUUACCAUCUUAAUGGAACCGAGUCAGUGGCCUUCACUUUUGCCUAACAUUGUACUUGAAGGAUCAAGCCAUGCUCCUACUGGUGUUUUCCAGUGGUUGGAUGAUGAUAACUCCAGGACAUUCUAUGCAAUGGUUGAUGCCGAAUUUCAAUUACCAACACCGUUUGUGCCAACAAGGAAAUUCCGUUUCUUAAGAUGCCUAAAGAUGAUACCACCAGGUGUGUGGGUGAUUGUUGAUUUAUCAGAAGAUUAUUUUAUUCAUACACCUUACUCUACCAUGAAGAAUCGGCGUAGGCCUUCUGGGAUAAUAAUCAGGACGCAUGGUGAUUCUUGUGAGGUUAUAUGGAUUGAGAGUGUGGAAGUGGAUGCAUGUCUAGAUCAAAACAAUAUAUUUUUAAGUAUGGUAAAUUCAAACCUGGCAUUCUGUGCAAAGCGAUGGGUUAGUACAUUUCUACAGAGGUUGAAGCGAAGUGUUAGUUCAUUUACCAAUCUUAAGAUACCAGUGGACCACCAAGCUCAAGCAGUUAUGCUAAAAUUGACUGACUGCAUGGAGAUGAUCUAUUUUAAUUGUGUUAGUGAAGCUCCCAGUGCAUAUAGAUGGGAUAUUAUAUCAGACCAAGGGGUGAGGAUUUUGUGGGAUAAAGCUAUGUACAAUUCACAUACGCUGGGCUGUAACACUUUUGUUGGAUUGACUAGCUUCCGUGUGCCGGUAAAACCCCUUAGGGUUUUCAAUUUUCUGGUCAAAAGGAAACUUGAAUUGCAGUGGCCUAGUUUGUUAAAUGCUGAAGAGCCUGAAGAAGUGAUUAAGCUUGUGGCAGAAGAUGACAGUAACUGUAUUACUUUACAUAGGAAAGUAGUUCCUCAAAAUGAGUCCACCGAGCGUUAUGAAUACAUCUUACAAGAGGCUUCGAAAGAGGAAUUCUGUUCCUUUGUUAUCUCAUCACCAAUAACCCAAUCACAUAUCAAUGCUGCUUUUUCCUCGGGAAUGAUCACUAAACACUUAAAACCAUCAGGUUUUGCAAUAAUGCCUGAUGGGUCAGAGGGUCUAGAGUCAGAUGCCUCUUUAGUGACUAUUGCUGUGCAACAAGAUCUUGAUGCUGCAGAAACUUCUCGAGCCAUUGAAGCCAUGAGAAAUGUCAUCAUUGCUAUGAUUAAAGAGAUAAAAGAAGAAGUCACAAGUGACGGGAAAACAUCAAGUCAAAGUUAGGACUCCACCAAUCUGGAAACGAGGCACAAUCGCUUGUAUAGUUUUGAUGUGCUCAGUUUUGCAAUUCUUAGUCUCAAUUUUAAAUCAUGUAACAUUGCUUGUUAUACAGUGAAACUGACUAAACAGUUCAAUAUAUUUCAGAUUAUCAUAA